This is a messenger RNA of Salarias fasciatus (jewelled blenny), 3727 nucleotides long. It is a transcript of the gene lgr6, whose product is annotated as leucine-rich repeat containing G protein-coupled receptor 6. Gene Ontology annotation, molecular function: protein-hormone receptor activity; G protein-coupled peptide receptor activity; protein binding. The record is from RefSeq and is a predicted model, not a curated record. Gene Ontology annotation, biological process: hormone-mediated signaling pathway; activation of adenylate cyclase activity; adenylate cyclase-activating G protein-coupled receptor signaling pathway. Bases 330 to 3146 code for a protein of 938 amino acids. Gene Ontology annotation, cellular component: plasma membrane. Lineage: Eukaryota; Metazoa; Chordata; Actinopteri; Blenniiformes; Blenniidae. The transcript is spliced from 18 exons.
GUGAGAGAGUGAGAGAGAGAGAGAGAGAGAGAGAGAGAGAGAGAGAGAGAGAGAGAGAGAGGGGCAGAAAAAGUCAAUGUGUUUGGGGGAUAAAGACAGUGUGACGGAAAGGCCAGAGAGAGGAGAGGGAGGAAGAGCUGAACCCCUGAGAAUGAAGCAGUGACUGAGAGGUGGGCACACAGCAGGGAGAUGAGGACUUUGUGACAGGACGGACUGAGACAGACCCGCGGAGGAGAGAGGACAGAGACGGAGCUCUGAGGACAGACAGAAGCAUUCAGAAGAGAGAAAACUCCCAAUCUGUCGCGGGGCAGGAAGCCGUACAGGUGUAGAUGCAGGCAGGUGGACAGUCAGACAUGCUGCUUGCGCUUGUGUUUCUCUGCGUGGCUGGAGGGAUUUGGGGGUCCACCCCCAGCGUGACGGGGUAUGAAUGGAGCCAGGACAGACCGGGGCCGGGGGCGCCGCCGUGCCCGUCCCCCUGCCAGUGCGAAGAGGAUGGGAUGUUUAUCAUGGUGGACUGCUCGGAGAUGGGACUAUCAUCUGUGCCGGCCAGCCUCAGCCCUCUCACCACAUACCUGGAUCUGAGCAUGAACAACAUCAGUGAGAUCCAGCCCAGAGCCUUCCACCGACUGCACUUGUUAUCGGAACUGCGUAUCUCAGGGAAUCAGCUGAGGUAUAUCUCAGGCCACGCUCUCCAGGGGCUCCAUAACCUCAAAGUUCUGAUGCUGCAAAACAACCAGCUGGAGAGACUUCCUGGUGAUGCUCCAUGGGACCUGCCCAACCUCCUGUCCUUGCGUCUCGAUGCUAACCUGCUGUCUGAGGUCCCGGCCGAGGCCUUCAGAGGAGUCCGCUCACUGAGACACCUGUGGCUGGACGACAACUCCCUGACAGAGAUCCCGGUGGCGGCCCUGGACUCUCUGCCCUCGCUGCAGGCCAUGACGCUGGCCCUGAAUCAGAUCACACACAUCCCAGAUUACGCCUUCAACAACCUCUCCGCCCUUGUCGUACUCCAUCUCCAUAACAACCACAUCCAGACCAUGGGCUCGAAAUGUUUUGAAGGUUUACACAGUUUGGAGACACUAGAUUUAAACUACAAUGAUCUGCGGGAGUUCCCUGUGGCUAUCCGGACGCUGAAUAAACUUCAGGAACUGGGCUUCCAUAACAACAAUAUCAAAGCCAUUCCUGAGAAGGCCUUCGUGGGAAACCCGCAGCUCCAAACCAUUCACUUCUACGAGAAUCCAAUCCAGUUCGUGGGAAAAUCCGCCUUCCAGUUCUUGCCCAAGUUGCACACGCUCUCCCUCAACGGGGCAACCCAGAUACGAGAGUUUCCAGAUCUAAAGGGAACCACUAGCCUGGAGAUCUUGACUCUGACUCGAGCCGGGCUCUCGGCUCUCCCUCUGGACCUCUGUGAGCAGCUGCCUCGCCUCCGAGUGCUGGAGUUGUCUCACAACCAGAUAGAGGAUCUGCCCAGCUUCUUUCACUGCUCUGCACUGCAGGAGAUAGGGCUACAACAUAAUCAGAUCAAGAGGAUAGAGUCAAGCACCUUUCAGCAGUCGACUUCGCUACGAGCGCUCGAUCUGAGCUGGAAUAUGAUCGGAUGGAUCCACCCGGAUGCCUUCGCUUCCCUUCACUCUCUGAUCAAACUGGACCUCACUGAAAACCGUCUGAGCUCGGUGCCAGUUGGAGGUCUGGGUGGUCUCACACAUCUCAAGCUGAGGGGGAACACAGAAUUAUACGAGGCCUUCAGUCCCGAUCACUUCCCCCAUAUGAGGGUGAUAGAGAUGCCGUAUGCCUACCAGUGCUGUGUGUACGGCUCCUGCGACAGCUACAAGCCAGCCGGUCAGUGGGACACAGAGCAGAGCACGAACGAAGAGCUGCACAAGAGGACUGUGGCUGUGUACCCCGUCCACGCCGACACACACUACGACCCCGACUUGGAGGAGUUCCAGCUAGAAAUCGAGGAGGCCAAACUGCAGACCAGCGUCCAGUGCACACCCACGCCUGGUCCGUUCCGUCCGUGCGACUCCCUGCUGGGCAGCUGGCUGGUGCGCGUCGGCCUCUGGUCCAUCUCCCUGGUGUCUCUCAUGGGGAACUCCGUCCUGCUCCUGUCCCUCUUCGGCUCGCCUGGCUACCUGUCGCCGCUCCGCUUCACCGUGGCGUGCAUGGGGGCCUCCAACCUGCUGACGGGCGUGUGCACGUGCACGCUGGCGCUCGUGGACGCUCUGACGCUGGGGGAGUUCGGCCACCACGGGGCCCGCUGGGAGGGCGGCCCCGGCUGCCAGGCGACGGGCUGGGUGUGGGUGUUCGCCUCGGAGGCCAGCGUGCUGCUGCUGACCCUGGCGGCGGUGCAGUGCGGCGUGAGCGUCACGUGCGCCCGGGCCUACGGGAAGUCGCCGUCGCUCGGGAGCGUACGCACGUGCGCGCUCUUCUGCCUGACCCUCUCCCUCGUGCUCGCCUCUCUUCCCCUGGUCGGCGUCGGGGAGUACGGCUCGUCGCCGUUCUGCCUCCCCUCGCCGCUCCCGCCGCCGAUCUCCCGCCUGCCGUCCUCCCUGGGCUUCCCUCUCGCCCUCAUCAUGAUGAACACUCUGUGCCUGCUUAUAGUCACCGGCUCAUACAUCCGCCUGUACUGGGAGUUGCUGAGGGGGGAGUGUGAGGGCCUGUGGGACUGCGCUAUGAUCAAACACGUCGCCUGGCUAAUAUUUACCAACGGCCUUCUCUACGUGCCGGUGGCUUUCCUCUCGCUUUGUUCUCUCCUGGGCCUCCUCUCUCUGGGGGAGGAGGUGCUGAAGUCCGUCCUCUUGCUCCUCCAGCCCUUGCCAGCCUGCCUCAACCCUCUCCUCUUCCUUCUUUUCACAAGAGAUCACUCUCAGUUGUUCUUCUGGCCUCGCCCUAAAGCCCACCCACAGCUCCGCCGGGACCACACCUUUGACUCGUUGGUCUCCGUGGAGACGGAGAAGAGCUCCUGCUCUGACUCAUCCACGCAGGUGUCGCUCACGGACGCCGACGCCGUUUGCAACGAGGGCUCGGCGCUCCAGCCCCGGCUGGAUCCCAUCAGAUUUUCCCACUGUUCCUCCACCUCCUCCGUCCCCCUCAUCCCCUGCCAAAUACCCACUCCCACCGCCAGAGAUAGAGAUAGAGCGGCAGAAUGAGGGCGCCAGAGCGACGACGAAUGUUUGGAGGGUUCGUGAUUAGCAGCACCUGCCCUCUUUCUCACUCCUCCAAGACCUCUUCUCUCACCUUUGAACCUCUAUGAAAAGCUGUCUGAAAAGCUGGGACACUAAAGGCAUUCAAGGACCAUCGUCGCACUGGGUUUUCACAGAAACUGUAAAGCACAGUCGAGAAGUUGAAAAGAAGACGGAGAUUAAAACAGAGAGCGGAACUUCAAGCAAACGAAAGACUCGUUACUGGGACAGCAACUAGUUUUAAAAUCACACACAUCUUAGACACGAUGCAGUGGACUGUGUGGACAAUCAAGGACUUGAAACGUCAAGGACGAAACUCAAACAAAAGCCCUUCAAGCUCAACGUAAAAGCAUCAGACAAAUCAGUGGUGUUGCCAGGAGGGAGUUUAGCUAGCAACUGUAGAAUAUUAAGUGUAAAUGUUUGUAAUGAAAUGUGAUUGUGAGAAAUGCAACUUAGAAGUUACAGAUUGUUUGGUUCUAUUUUUAAGUGGAGUUGCUAUUUGGUUUUUAAAUAUAAACUAUCCGAUUGCUAAGGUCUGUUUAAAAAAA